GGUAAAAUAUUGUUACUAUAUCACUACUUAAUGUGUAAAUAUGUAACUUCAUAAGAUAAAUCCUCAUCUACGCUGCAGUGUAUAUCCCAAUUAAAAUGUCGUGAUUUGUUAAUGCGCUCACGUGUAGCUUAUUUAAUUUAGAAUAAUUUACUUGAUUUAUAUAGAGGUUAGAGGCUAAAAAGAUUAUGAAGAAAAGACGUGAAAAUUACGCUACCCUUAAAUCUAGAGACAAUUACUGCUACUUUGUAGGAAUUCAGAUGAGCAUGAAUCCUAUAUUGUUUAGGACUCCGUAGUUUUUAAAUUAAUGUGGGUUUUGUGAUCAAAAUUAUACUCAAAAUAGUUAUUCUAAUGUCUACUCAAAAUAGGUUAAGUACUAUUAUAAAUAUGGUCAAUACUUUAUUUUCUUUUUCAAAUUGAAACUCUGAAAUCAAGGUAUCGGACCCCCUCCUCUGCUAGAUUUUUCUUGGGGCAACUCUUCACUUUUCUUUGUUCCCCUUUGUCCUUACAGAAAAAUGUCUGUAGUGAUAGUAACAAGUUUGGGAGACAUGGUAGUGGACUUGUUUAUAGAUCGCUGCCCUUUAACAUGCAAGAAUUUUCUGAAGUUGUGCAAGAUCAAGUAUUAUAAUGACUGCCUCUUCCACGAGGUCAAGAAGGAUUUCAUAGCGCAGACCGGAGAUCCCACUGGAACAGGGUCUGGGGGUGUGAUAUACAAAUUUUUAUAUGGUGACCAGGCUCGGUUCUUCGGGGAUGAAAUCCAUCCGGAUCUGAACCAUUCAAAGAUGGGAACUCUAGCCAUGGCUAGCGCUGGUGAGAAUCUAAACGCUUCUCAAUUCUAUAUCACACUGCGUGAUAAUAUCGACUGCCUUGAUGGAAAGCACACUGUUUUUGGAGAAAUUGCAGAAGGGCACGACACAUUGAAUCGGAUUAAUGAAGCAUAUGAGGAUGGAAACAGCAGGCUGUUCAUAAAUAUCCGAAUCAAACACACUUACAUAUUAGGCGAUCCUUUCCACGAUCCUCCCCAACUUAUGAGCGCCUUUAAUAUUCCAGAAGCUUCAUCCCGAGAUGAUGUGCGAUUAGAAGAUGAUUGGGUGCCAAUGGAUGAGCGAUUAGGUGCACGAGAACUUGAGGUGGUUGUGCAGGCAAAAGAAGCACAUUCCCGAGCAGUAGUACUUGAAAGUAUAGGGGAUAUUCCUGAUGCUGAAAUUAAGCCUCCAAAUAAUGUGUUAUUUGUUCGCAAACUGAAUGCAGCUACUGACAAUGAAUCCUUGAAUAUUAUUUUCUCAACAUUUGGGACCGUGAAAUCUGCUGAAGUUAUUAGGGAUUACAAGACUGGGAAUAGCCUCUGCUAUGGUUUCAUUGAGUUUGAAACCAAAGAGGCCUGUGAACAAGCAUAUCAUCAGAUGAAUAAUGCUGAAAUUGAUCACCGAAGGAUACAUGUUGAUUUCAGUCAGAGUGUUGCAAAGUUGUGGUCCCGAUAUCGACGCAAUAGAAGACCAAUAUGAUUUGCUAUGUGCAAAUUGAAUUCUCCUUUAUGCUACUGCAGAGUGUGCAAUGUGGAGAUCCGCAGCUGGUUCAAGUUAUCAUCUGUUAUAUGUCACUUAGCCGUGACUUAAUUUUUCUUUUUUUAGCAUUUGGACGGUUUUUAGUCUCUAACUUUCUUUCUGUGGCAGAUUUUGGCUCAAUGUUGAAUAUUUGAAUUUUUACUUGCGUUUUGGUUGUCUCUCCAAAGGAUGAGAGAAAAUUUGAGGAAAAUAAAAAGCUAUUAUGCAUAAAUGGAUCAGGUAGAAUUUCAAACCCCAGAUUUUUAUCCAUGUCAGUGAGAGUUUAAUUUAUAUACACUAGUACUGUAAUUAUUUCACGCACUCACUAACUCGAAUCCUAGAUUUUCCUUGGAUUCAGGGAGGCGAGGGAGGAUUUCUGCUCAGAGAAUAUGAUUGAAAGAAUUGUAGUUUGCAACUUUGCAUGAAUCAACUUGUGUUCAAGAGGUACAUUGAUCAAGCAAUAAUUAAAGAUAUUUUUCCGCGAAAUAAGAGUUAAUUUUCUUACUUCCAUAUCACAAGAGAACCUUAUGUGUGACUGUUGUGAACCUGUACGGUUA
Messenger RNA from Lycium ferocissimum, 2098 nucleotides. RefSeq names its product peptidyl-prolyl cis-trans isomerase CYP59-like. Lineage: Eukaryota; Viridiplantae; Streptophyta; Magnoliopsida; Solanales; Solanaceae. The record is from RefSeq and is a predicted model, not a curated record. Gene Ontology annotation, molecular function: peptidyl-prolyl cis-trans isomerase activity; RNA binding. Gene Ontology annotation, biological process: protein peptidyl-prolyl isomerization. Gene Ontology annotation, cellular component: nucleus.